CACUGUACAGAGUACAGUGUACAAUGCACGGUGUACGGUGAACGGUGUACAGUGUACCAGUGUACAGCCGACCAACAUGUGAUCGUUACAAGGAAAAGCACAGGAGAAACCUCAAAUUAAGAAGGACAAGACUAAAAAGAGAGUAAGUUUUUCAUAAUCAACAGAUAAGAGAUCCCUGUUCUUUGACAGAGUGAGGACAAAAACGUUUCUUGAUAGAUGUCUUAUUCCACAAAAUUAAAUAAAUGGCGUCUCUAUAAUAAGGAAAAGAGUUCUGACAGUAUGUUGUUGUUACUGUUAAUAUCAGCGGCAGUUGCAGUUACAGAAUCGGCAGUGAAGCUACCUACCCCGGAAGUGGACUCCAGUGGCGAAGGAUCGUCAAGAACGACAGUUAUUCAGAAAUUGGAAAAGUUAGUUAAAGAAAAUAAGGAGGCGAAAGAAAUUGAUUCUGAUCUUAAAUCUGAACCUACCAAGCUUAGGGAACAACUGAUUAAACUUGGAUAUACUCCGGGAUUAGAAGGAGCAGAGAAGAAACAAGAAUUCGCUCAACUGGAUAAAAUCAUUAAAAAAGGACAAAGAUUGCAGUUGGCGAAUCAACUUGGAAAAAGACAAAGGCUAAGGGAUGGGAAGAAACUGAGAAGUGGGAAGAAAAUAUUGGGAAGAUUAAGAGGAAAUAAAGUUAAAGGGGGAAAUAAGUCACAACGUGUUGUUAUACCAGGAGUUGAACCUCUCCCUGCUGUAGUCCCCUCCUCCGUGGUAGUUGUAGAAGAGUAUGAUGAUGAGUAUGAAGACUACUAUGAUGAGUAUGAGGAUUAUGUGGAGUAUGAGGAAUAUGAUGUGCUCCUCCGAGAGGUUUCUCCUAAACACGUCGUCGCCGGAGGCAAACAUAGACAUGAUUCUCAGUAUCAUGAUCAUAAACCUGGACAUCAUAAAUAUCAUGAUCAACAUAAACCAUCUCAUCAUGUUCACAAACAAUCUCACUACGCUCAUCAGAAAGAUCCACACCAUCAUGAUCAAAGAUAUCAGAAUGAUCCACACCAUCAUGAUCUUGGAUAUCAGAAAGAUCCACACCAUCAUGAUCAAGGAUAUCAGAAAGAUCCACACCAUCAUGAUCAAGGAUAUCAGAAAGAUCCACACCAACAUGAGCAUGGAUAUCAGAAGCAACCAGAAUAUAUUCCAGAAAGUGAAUAUCACCAAAAACACCAGGGUUAUGAGUACUUUGUCCAUGUGAAAACAGGCACUGAACCUCCUCCAUAUGAUCCCUACUACCAACCCGAUCCCUACAAUUCGAAUCACAAUGAUCCCUACUACAAACCCGAUCCUUAUUCGAAGCCUGAUUCAUACAGUUUGCAUCAACAGGAUCCCUACUCCAAGCAUAAUCCUUAUAAACAUGGAAAGCAUCACGAUCCCUACGUGAAACAUCAUGAUCCAUACAGACCUGAGAAACAUCAUGAUCCCCAUUACAAAACUGAUCCCUACAGAUCUGAGAAACAUUUUGAUCCCUAUUACAAACCUGAUCCAUACAGACCUGAGAAACAAUAUGAUCCAUAUUACAAGCCUGAUCCCUACUCUAAAUUUCAUCUGAACCCCCUGGAAGAACCUGUAUAUAGAGAGAAUGUAGAUACUCUGCAAUCUUCAUCCUAUCCUCCACAUCCUUCAGCCUACCCACCCCAUUCUCCUACCUACCCACCAAGUCCUCCUGCCUACCCACCACAUCCUCCUACCUACCCACCCCAUCCUCCUACCUACCCUUCCUAUUCACAUUCUCCUAGCUACCCUGUUCAGAACAAACCAAUUUAUCCUUCCUAUGCAGAUCACCACCGUACAGGGUAUUCAUAUAACAAACAAUCCGAACAUGUUUAUCAUCCAACCCAUCCUCAACCCGUCCUACCUCCUCCUCCUUCCUCACUCCAUACUCCAGGUCCAGGUGAAGAUAUAGGAGGGAAUACUCAGGGGUUUACAAACAUCUUUGCAACAGUUCCUAGAGAUGGGGAACUCAUACAUGGACUUCCAGCUCCUGAACCAGCAGCAGGACAGCAUGGUGAUUUGAGUCAACCAAUUGUUGAUGGCGAGGCUUUUGGAGAGGAUCUUGUUGGUGGAUUUCAUCAUCAUACUGGACAGUUUGGCACAUUUGGAUUCUAUGCUAAUUUUUUUGAUACUUAAAAUUUUAUUUCAGUUUAAAAGUUUGUUGUAUAAAAUGUUUAUUAUAUUUGAAGUAACAUUAUUUUAACCAGAUAUUAUAAAUUCACAGCAAUA
Molecule: messenger RNA, 2253 nt
Organism: Eurytemora carolleeae
Lineage: Eukaryota; Metazoa; Arthropoda; Copepoda; Calanoida; Temoridae
Product: extensin
Exons: 13
Coding region: 217-2160 (647 amino acids)
Source: RefSeq, a predicted model, not a curated record